AACCCUUUACUUACAUACAUACAUAUCCACCUACUCAACUUUGGCAUGGACAAGAAGAAGGUUGUUGCAGCUUUAUCGUCAUCGUCAUCGUCAUCUUCUUCUUCUUUCGAUCAUAUAUUUGGUCCAAGAGUCUCUUCUUCAUCUUCUUCAGCAACCACUGGAUUGUUCACAACCAUCUUCCCACGACCCUCUGCGGGGAUGUUGGGGAGGCAAACGGACUUUGCAAGUCAAGGUGGACAUGUGAAGUAUCAAUCUGCAAAUGAACGAGGAAAAAGCAACAUAAAGGAGAAAAACAGUUACCAUAAUGAGGAAACAGAACCACCAUGCAACUUGAGCUCUUCAAUUUACUAUGGAGGCCAAGAGAAAUACUCCUCUACAACGAAUACUAAUAAAGAUACUUACAAGAAAGAUGCACAGGAAGGCGAUUCCAAAAGCGCAUCAAGAGGAAACUGGUGGGAAGGGUCGCUUUAUUACUAACAUGCACUGCAUGUCACGCAAUCUUGAUUUUGAGCAACUGCUAAGGGAAUAAGAGACAUAUAAAUGCCCUUACUAAAUUAAAGAGUGUAGUAUAUUGCAUAAACAAAGUAUGACUUGUUCUUGAGAUGUUGAUUUGUUGUUUACGUAAAACGCAACGCUAAUUAAAGACAAGCCUCUUUCUGAUGAUUUUAAAGUUUGUCUAAUAUUGUCUAUGUGAAAUGAUGCUUUAUGAAUACUUGUAAUCGUACUUUGUAUUUUACAUAAUAAUAAAGCACAUUUGUUACUGGUAUCAAAAAGAAUAAGCUCAUUAGAGCAAUUUUGACGGUGCAAAUCUUAGAGCAUGAUUAUUAGAGCAGCUGCAACGGGAGAUCGUUGAUGGUCCUUAGCGCAUAAUCAUAUGCUUUUGGGAUUAUAAUAAUAUUAUUUGAGCUAAAUAAGCUAAGGAUUAAUCCUUACAUACGGAUUUAAAGGUGUUGAUCCUUAGAAACGUGGCAGCGGGUGAUUCGUUGGUCGGCUUUCGUCUUUCGUAUACCAAAAAAAAAAAUCAUUUUCGACCGAAGCGGAGAAAAAAAAAAGCUCUCGAGGAAAGGCGAAUUGGAAUCGUCCCGCUACGAAGAUGACGAAUCCACAUGAACCUCAUUUCUUAAAGCCUCUGCUUCCUGGUUUCCACAGUGGCAUCCACAUAGAAAGGAAGACGAACCAGAAAACAUGGAAACUAAGAUCGGACGCUUCAGAUAAAAUUUGGGAAGUGAUACAAGAAGGCAUGAGACUCACCGGAGGUUGGAAAGAUUUCGCCACAGCACAUGACCUUCGAAUCGGUGACAUUGUCAUCUUCAAACACGAAGGAGACAUCGUGUUUCAUGUCACUCCUUUUGGUCCUAGCUGUUGUGAGAUUCAGUAUACAGAUCCUGACAUCAACAAGGAAGAAGCCGACGCGGGUGAUGCUGAUGACAAUGAGAUUACUCACAUUGCUUCUAGCUCACGGAUGAUUUAGGAGUGAUUGUGACCGGAAAUAGAUAUCUCUUUUGCUGUGUUUCCUCUCUAUCAAACUUGUUUCCUCUCUUGCUAGUUAUCUCUUUCGGUUUGUUUCGUCUCUAUCAGAACUUGUUUCCUUUUCUUUCCUUUUGGUACUACUGUAAAAUCUUGUUGCUACAACUCGAAGUUGCCACAAGUGUAAUCUUGUUUCUUAUCUUAUAUGCUUCUCUUAUGUUA
Molecule: messenger RNA, 1689 nt
Organism: Brassica napus (rape)
Lineage: Eukaryota; Viridiplantae; Streptophyta; Magnoliopsida; Brassicales; Brassicaceae
Exons: 9
Source: RefSeq, a predicted model, not a curated record